Sphaerulina musiva SO2202 is the source of this 1693-nucleotide messenger RNA. Its product is annotated as MFS glucose transporter. Gene Ontology annotation, molecular function: carbohydrate:proton symporter activity. Gene Ontology annotation, cellular component: membrane. Bases 1 to 1677 code for a protein of 558 amino acids. Lineage: Eukaryota; Fungi; Ascomycota; Dothideomycetes; Mycosphaerellales; Mycosphaerellaceae. The transcript is spliced from 6 exons. Gene Ontology annotation, biological process: carbohydrate transport; transmembrane transport. The record is from RefSeq and is a predicted model, not a curated record.
AUGAAGCAGUACGGGAAUGUAUAUCUCAUUGCGGCCAUCUCCAUCAUCGGAGGUGGCCUUUUCGGCUUCGAUAUCUCGUCCAUGUCAGCCAUUAUCGCUACACGACCGUAUCUGUGCUACUUCAACCAAGGACCGAAUGGACCGGGCUUCAACGAUUCAGACACGUGCUCGGGCCCGAGGACAAGUGUUCAGGGCGGCAUCACGGCUUCGAUGGCCGGUGGCUCGUGGCUUGCAAGUCUCUUCAGUGGCAUGAUUUCUGAUCGUUUAGGAAGAAAAUCUGCCAUCCAAAUCGGUGCCGUCAUCUGGAUUAUUGGCUGCAUCAUCGUUUCCGCCGCCCAGAACAUCCCCAUGCUGAUCGUCGGACGUAUCAUCAAUGGCUUCUGCGUGGGAAUCUGCUCCGCUCAAGUCCCCGUCUACAUCACCGAGAUUGCACCACCCACGAAACGCGGUCGUUUAGUCGGCGCGCAACAAUGGGCCAUCACCUGGGGCAUCAUGAUCAUGUUCUACAUUUCCUACGGAUGUUCCUUCAUCAACGGUAACGCCGCUUUCCGAGUUCCCUGGGCACUCCAAAUGAUCCCCGCCAUCAUUCUCUUCUUCGGCAUGAUUGUCCUCCCCGAGUCUCCGCGCUGGCUCGCCUCCAAGGAUCGUUGGGAGGAAUGUGAGCAAGUCCUUAUUCUCACGCACGGGAAAGGUGAUCCUCACAGUCCGUGGGUGGCUCGCGAGUUUCAGGAGAUUAGAGAGUGGAUCGAUAUUGAACGCGCCAGUGCCCAGGUGCGAUAUAUCGAUCUCUUCUCGGCCAAAUAUAUUAAUCGGACGCAUAUUGGAUUGUUCACGCAAAUCUGGAGUCAACUGACGGGAAUGAAUGUUAUGAUGUACUACAUUACCUACGUCUUUGCCAUGGCCGGUCUCACGGGAAAUACCUUAUUGGUAUCCUCUUCCAUUCAAUAUGUCAUCAACGUCGUCAUGACCAUCCCCGGUCUAAUCUGGAUCGAUCGCGUCGGCCGUCGACCCAUCCUCUUACUCGGAUCCACUCUAAUGGCGACCUGGCUGUUUGCCAACGCAGGAAUUCUCGCCGUCUACGGCACCGACCCGGGCCCCAACGGUGUCGGAGGUAUCAAAGAAGCUUCUGUGCAAGUUUCUGGCGCAGCUUCCAAAGCUAUCAUUGCUUGUUCAUACUUGUUCGUCGCCUCCUACGCACCCACCUGGGGCCCCGUCUCCUGGAUCUAUCCUCCCGAAUUAUAUCCCAACCAUCUCCGCGGCAAAGCCGUCGCACUCGCCACCUCUGGAAACUGGGCCUUCAAUUUCGCCCUCGGUUACUUCGUCCCCCCCGCCUUCGUAACCAUCAAAUGGAAAACCUAUCUCGUCUUCGCCUGUUUCUGCCUCGCCAUGACCGUACACGUAUUUUUCCUGUUUCCGGAAACUGCGGGGAAACCUUUGGAGGAGGUGACGGAGAUGUUUGAGUCUUAUGAGACAAAUAAAAAUGAGAGUGAGAUGCAAAGAAAAGGGGGGAUUAAAUAUGUGGGAAUUCCGGCUUGGAGAACUAAAUCGGAGUUUGGGAGGCAGAUGAGGAGGGAGAGGGGGGAGGUGGAGGUUGAGGAGGAAUUGGGGGGUGGGGAGAAGGGGGAGUUGGAGAGGAGGGAGGUUGUGAGGUUUGGGGGGAAGGAGGGGGAGGUGUGAGUGAGUGAGAGAAGAG